Bursaphelenchus okinawaensis is the source of this 680-nucleotide messenger RNA. The record is from the annotation of a GenBank genome assembly. NCBI's taxonomy places the organism in Eukaryota, Metazoa, Nematoda, Chromadorea, Rhabditida, Aphelenchoididae.
AUGGCUCAAUCUGUUCCCCCAGGAGACAUCACCACCCAGCCCGGUACCAAGGUCGUGUUCAACGCCCCAUACGAUGACAAGCACACCUACCACAUCAAGGUAUGUUUGGGGAUGAUUUUUUGGGGUUUGGGGAUGAUUCUUUGCUUAUGAGCUUAGGCUUGUGAGCUUAGGCUUGUGAGCUUAGGCUUGUGAGCUUAGGCUUGUGAGCUUAGGCUUGUGAGCUUAGGCUUGUGAGCUUAGGCUUGUGAGCUUAGGCUUGUGAGCUUAGGCUUGUGAACUUGGGCUUAUUAGCUUUUUUAGGUUUAGGCUAACUUUUUGUUUUUUGACCUUAGGCUUAAGAAUAGGCCUAAAUUUGUCAUUUUUUUCAUUUUUAAAUUUUCAAAUUCAAUUUUCAGGUUAUCAACGCCGGUGGUCGUCGUAUCGGAUGGGCCUUCAAGACCACCAACAUGAAGCGUCUCGGUGUCGACCCCCCAUGUGGUGUCUUGGACCCCAAGGAGGCCGUCUUGGUUGCCGUCUCGUGCGAUGCCUUCCAGUACGGACAGGAGGACACCAACAACGACCGUAUCACCAUUGAGUGGACCAACACCCCCGACGGUGCCGCCAAGCAGUUCCGCCGCGAGUGGUUCCAAGGCGAUGGUAUGGUCCGCAGAAAGAACUUGCCCAUCGAGUACAACCCUUAA